Aspergillus heteromorphus CBS 117.55 is the source of this 894-nucleotide messenger RNA. Its product is annotated as mitochondrial 54S ribosomal protein uL3m. The transcript is spliced from 2 exons. Gene Ontology annotation, molecular function: structural constituent of ribosome. The record is from RefSeq and is a predicted model, not a curated record. Bases 1 to 894 code for a protein of 297 amino acids. Gene Ontology annotation, cellular component: mitochondrial large ribosomal subunit; ribosome. Gene Ontology annotation, biological process: translation. NCBI's taxonomy places the organism in Eukaryota, Fungi, Ascomycota, Eurotiomycetes, Eurotiales, Aspergillaceae.
AUGACACCACGUCUGCCCGGGAAGCUCGCACAGAAUUCCCUCCCUUCGAUCUGGGGCUCUCGUCAUAUCAUCCGCAGCCAGGCUCCGAUCCGUACUUUUGGCAUCCGGUCGUUGAACCCGCCCGUGAAUUCCCGGUACAAUGUCGGCCAUGGUCUCCCCGUGUUGAAAUCGACCCCUACCGCCGCCUUAGAACGCAAAGCAAACACACUGCCUCUUCGAACCGGGGCAAUAGCUACCAAGAAGGGAAUGACUGCCAUGUAUGACACAGAGACUGGGAAGCGUAUCCCUUGUACAGUUCUCCAGUUGGACCGGGUCGAGGUCGUUUCGCACAAGACAGUCCAGAAGCAUGGAUACUACGCUGUUCAACUAGGUGCUGGAUGGAGACGGCCUGCAAACCUGACCAAAUCGUUGCUUGGUCACUUUACCUCCAGUGGUAUCUCACCGAAACGACACGUCUACGAAUUCCGGGUGAAGGAUGAGAGCGGUCUUUUGGCCGUGGGGAAAAUGGUGAACGCUGACUGGUUCCAGGAAGGCCAGUAUAUUGAUGCUCGGUCCAACUCCAAGGGCAAGGGGUUUGCGGGUGUCAUGAAGAGACAUGGCUUCGGUGGCCAAGAUCGCAGUCACGGUGUCAGUUUGACCCAUCGUUCGCUCGGUUCUGCUGGUCCCAGCCAGGGCGGUGGUUCUCGAGUUUAUCCCGGCAAAAAAAUGGCGGGAAACAUGGGCAACGAACAGAAUACCGUACAGAAUCUGAAGAUUCUCAAAGUGGAUCCAGAAAAUGGAAUUGUUGUGGUAAAUGGCUCUGUCAGCGGACCCAAAGGCUGCGUGGUCAGGAUACAGGAUGCCAUCAAAAAGCCAUGGCCUGAAGACAUACUCUCUUCACUGCCAUCUUCAUAA